Penicillium maclennaniae is the source of this 1374-nucleotide messenger RNA. Its product is annotated as MATE family efflux transporter. NCBI's taxonomy places the organism in Eukaryota, Fungi, Ascomycota, Eurotiomycetes, Eurotiales, Aspergillaceae. Bases 1 to 1374 code for a protein of 457 amino acids. The transcript has 2 exons. Gene Ontology annotation, biological process: xenobiotic detoxification by transmembrane export across the plasma membrane. Gene Ontology annotation, molecular function: xenobiotic transmembrane transporter activity; antiporter activity. Gene Ontology annotation, cellular component: membrane. The record is from RefSeq and is a predicted model, not a curated record.
AUGCAUGUCAGUAGCAACGUGAGCAACAGCGACGUCACUGUUUCGAAUGCCUCUGUCUCUUUCUCUGAAUCGAACACCUCGACACCAAAUGAGUACACUAGGCUCCUUCCAAAAUUAACCCCAAAGCCCAUUGAGGAUGAGUGUACCUGGGAUGAUGAGGUUGACAAGGAUGCUUCGAAGCUUCCGCGAGGCAAGCGAAUUCUGACAGAAUUCUUGGAGCUGUUCAAGGGCUCAGUCCCUGUCAUCAUGGCAUACAUGUUGCAGAUGAGUUUGCAGACUAUUCCAGUCAUCAUUGUCGGUCACUUAUCCCCAAUGUACCUCGCCGUCAGCGCUUUCUCAUUGAUGUUCGCCCUGGUCACUGGAUGGAUGAUUGCAUUGGGAGGAACUACGGCGAUGGACACAUUGGCCUCGUCGACCUUUACCGGAAUUGCUAUCACUCAACCGACAGGAAUUAUGCGAGCCGGAACGUACGUGCUGCUCAUUACUUCGCCUCUCAAUGCUGGACUGUGUUAUCUGUUUUGUUACACACUAGACAUAGGGCUACUUGGUGCUCCCUUAGCAGCCAACAUCUCAUACUGGACCUCUUUCAUCAUGUUGGUCCUAUAUGCCAAAUUCGUCGCCGGCUCCGAAUGCUGGGGUGGCUGGACUCGAGCGGCGCUCACAAAUCUAUGGACCUUCGCUCGCCUGGCAAUCCUUGGAAUCUUGCACGUCGGAACUGAAUGGUGGGCCUUCGAGAUCGUGGCUCUAGUGGCAGGUCGCCUGGGCACGACUUCCUUGGCAUCUCAGAGCGUGAUCAUGACCGCAGAUCAAAUCAUGAACACCAUCCCAUUCGGUCUAGGUGUUGCUACUUCUUCCCGCGUUGGUAACUUGCUUGGCGCACGGAAAUCCAAGGGCGCUUCACUCGCUGCUCACUCGUCUGCGAUUCUUGCCGUGGGUUUCGGUGCUGUUGUGUUGGCUAUUCUCAUAGGCACAAGAAACAAUUUCGCGAAGAUCUUCAACAAUGACCCGGAGGUUAUUGAGCUUACCGCAGAGAUUAUGCCGUUCGUUGCACUUUUUCAAAUUGCAGAUGGUAUGAAUGGUAGCUGUGGUGGAAGUCUUCGAGGGAUGGGCCGACAGCACGUAGGAGCCGCUAUCAAUUUGGUGAGCUAUUAUUGCUUUGCUCUGCCACUAGGUGUUUAUCUUGCUUUCCAUGGCUGGGGACUCAAAGGUCUCUGGGUCGGCCAAUGUGUUGCACUUUACUGUGCAGGUGUUUUGGAGUGGGUUCUCGUCGCUUGCACACGGUGGGAAACUGAAGUUCGCAAAGCGUUCAAGCGUAUGGACGGCCAUGGUACCUUGGAAUCCGGUGCUGGACCUGAGAUAGCAGGCAAUGAGUGA